Molecule: messenger RNA, 4880 nt
Organism: Podarcis lilfordi (Lilford's wall lizard)
Lineage: Eukaryota; Metazoa; Chordata; Lepidosauria; Squamata; Lacertidae
Source: the annotation of a GenBank genome assembly
AUGACCAGCUUGCAGAGCAGAGAAGAAUACAGUGAUGAUAACUAUUCCGAGGUAAGAAAUUUACUGACAUAAUAUUAUCCUUUAAGAAUUGUGUUUGCACUGCUAUUGGUACAUAAAGAGGUUGACAGAGAAAAUGUUGAAACAGCAUAUGUGUGGAUCAAUCAGGGCCGGCCCAAGGCAUUUUGGCACCUGAGGUGAAUCAGAAAAUUGCGCCCCUCCAAGAAUCGUACCUCGGGUUAAGAACUAAAUUUCUUCUGGAGGUCUGUUCUUAACCUGAAACUGUUCUUAACCUGAGGUACCACUUUAGCUAAUGGGGCCUCCUGCUGCUGCGCACACACGCACACAACACAAUUAUAUAUUUUUUAAGACCCUUCUAUCUUCAUCUUCAGUUCACAAACAGAGAUCCAUGUCUUCCCAGCUCCCACCUGGAACAGCUCCCAUCUUUCUCAACCUCACACCCUGAGAAAAAUCAGUCUAUUCUGCCUCUCACAAAUCUCUUCUACCAAUCUUCUCUCUUUAUGUAUCUUCAUUCAUAUCAUGCUUAUAAGUUAUGUUAUUUAAUAUUAAUAAAAUACUAUCAAAAACUAAGAAAAAAGAAAGAGAAAAAAGAGGUACUUCUUCUCUUCUAUCUGUCAAUUAAAUAGAAUACAGUUAUUUCCAAUAUUUAGCAGAUACACUCCAGAAUAGCUCCUAGCUGUAGGUGGUAUACAGCUUUCUGCCAUCUGCUAAUGGUACUACUUCAAAUUCCCUUUGCAGGCUUCCAGCAUCUCCAGUUUUGACACUCAAUCGGUCUAAUAUGACUCUUCCUUUAUUGUUAUUUCCAAUUGUCCUGAAAUUAAUAUUUCUCCAAGUUCUUGUGAGAGACUUCUUUUUGUGAGUUCCAGAACAUCUCAAUAAAAUGAGAGUCUGCAUUUAUUUGCCUGUUAUUUAUUCAAUAAAUCAUAACCUCACGCUUUUCUCUCCUGGAAAAUAAGCUCCAUCUCUGAUGUUAGUCAUCAAGGUAGAAAUUAUCUAUCAGACAUUACUUAGCAGGAUGGUUUCACCUUCCUGGUGUCUGUGACAAAAGAUCUGGCCAGUUCCAGCCAGUUGGCUAUUUUUAAAAAAAAAUAUUAAGGAUUAAAUUAGGAAAGUGGACUGGUAAGAAAGCCAAGGAUAUUAGCCCACACUGGGGUAAGUGCACAGCCAAUCUGAAGGUAAGACCACUUCAGAAUGAAUUGAGUGUAGUGGUACCUUGGUUUAAGAACAGUCUGGUUUAAGAACGAUUUGGUUUACAAACUCCACAAAACCAGAAAUAGUGUCUUGGUUUGAGAACUUUACCUCAGUCUAAGAAUGGAAGCCGAAUGGUGGAAGGGCACCGGCGGUGGGAGGCCUCAUUAGGGAAAGAGCACCUCAGUUUAAGAACGGUUUUGGUUUAAGAACGGACUUCCGGAAGGGAUUAAGUUUGUAAACUGGGGUACUCGCCCUCCCCCAACUACACUUGAAGUGUUCUCACUCUCCACAGAAAAAUCUGGGACUGGCAGAGAGUCAAGACUUGGAGAGGGCCAAAGCCUAACCAGAAUCACACUUAAUUAUCAGCAUGUAACCAGUAUAUUAAUCGCCUUGAAGUUGUGUUAUUGGUUUUUUCCCUUUUAGUCUAGUGAAGACAUUAUAGAAGAAAAUCAGAGAAGCCUGAACCUUGAAGAACUGGAGGAUUGGGGGCUGAAGAACAUCAUUAAGAUGAGGACACCCACCACAAAGAAGGUGCCCAACUCAGCUGCGAAUUUGCCACUGAGGUUUGGCAGAAACUUUCAGGAGGAGAGAAGCAUCAAGCCUGCAGCAAACCUGCCUCUCCGGUUUGGAAGGGCGUCUGCCAGAAGCCUUGCUCGGCACACCCUUCCUUUGUCACAAAGAUCUGAGAGAGCUCCUUCGGUUCAAAGUUCCUUCCAUUCUCCCGCCAAUUUGCCACAAAGAUUUGGGACGUCGCUUCUCUUCACUCUGCCCCAAGUGGCCAAAGAUCCUGACCAAGGCAAUAACAAGUAAAUAAAUUUAAAUCCAUUGUUUUAUUCAAGUGCUGAACACUCUGUGGCAGCCUUCCAUGAUCUGCACAACACUUCCCACCAGCCACAGAUUGUGUGUCCAUGAUGAAGUCCAAAACAGCUGAAGGAAACCAGGUCAUAGAAAGCUGCUCUAUGUGUUAUUCAUUCAAUAAACAACUUCUAAUCCCAACCUCAUUACCAAUCUGAAUUGAUGUAAUAAUAUACCGUUAUGAAUUUGCCAGGUCAAUGUGAAUAAAGUAUUCCCUGGAAGUCCAAGUAUGUCCUUUGUGGCUUGAGAAAAUCUUAACGGACCUGCCGUCUGAACUUGAAGGAGGAAAGUAUGAUGGAGAGAGAUGUGAUAUUUUUAAAGCAAUGAGGCCACUCUGGAAGCAUCCUCUCUGGAUUUGAUAAAAAAUGAUCUUUCCUCUCCAAAGUCAAGCUCUAGAGUUGUGCCGAAAAAUUCUCCUGCAUUAUAUUUCAACCAUUCUCUAUCAAUUCCCCAUCAUCCAAUUCUCCAUCACCAAAACCCAAAAAUAAUAAUUGGACAUUUCAUAUAAUUCAAAACAUAUUUUUGGAAUGGGGUGGUGGAGAGGAUUUUUUUUUUUAAGUAUUUGAAUGGUACCCUUGAAAAGCACAUUUAAUUUGAAGAAUGAUCCAGAGGGUGGUGAAGGUGAAGGUGUAGUGUGUGUGGUGUAGUGGUUAAGAGCGGUAGACUAGUAAUCUGGGGAACUGGGUUCGCUUCCCCGCUUCUCCACAUGCAGCUGCUGGGUGACCUUGGGCUAGUCACACUUCUUUGAAGUCUCUCAGCCCUACUCACCUCACAGAGUGUUUGUUGUGGGGGAGGAAGGGAAAGGAGAAUGUUAGCCGCUUUGAGACUCCUUCAGGUAGUGAUAAAGUGGGAUAUCAAAUCCAAACUCUUCUUCUUCUUCUUCCUUUUCCUUUACAUCAAUCCACAUUUGAAUCAUUGGUGCCGCUGAAUCAUUCGUGGUUGAUUCUUUCUUUUCAGAUUUGGUCAUUUACACAAUAAUAUGAAAAGGGAAUCUGAUGAUGAAGAGGCAAGACUUUGGAAGGCUCUGGGUGAAUUUCCAUUCUAAAAGGCGAUACAACGAAAGAGAAAGAAAUGGGGCAAUUUUUUUAAAAAGCCACCAGUCUUCAAAUCAUGGUUUCCAUCAGGAGGCAUUUGUAGACUGGUGAUGGUGGCUGUUGUACUAGUUUGUUUCCAUAGCUGUGCUGCGGGUUUCAAUCUCUCUUGUACUCUGUACCAUUGGUGUCAAUUGUAAAUAGCAUAUAGUAGUAUUGUAUGUAGCUGAAAACAGUGUCAGCAAAAUAAAAAAUGUCACCACAAGAAAUCUACCUUGUAACCAAAGUGGCUGAAAAGUGAUGCAGAAAUAAACAGGUUUGGGGCUUGCUUCUAUAAAAGCUGUGCAGAAGAAAAUGUACAAAAGGAUUGGAAUAUUUUUCCUGAUUCCUGUGGAUGAAGAAAUCCAUAAAAAUAAAUAAAUAAAUGGGGGUGGGAAUGACAUGAUGCUGUGCAAUGCAAAUUUCUCUUUGGUUUUAUAGCAUAGGAGCCAAGGAAAGUAUCACUGCCUAGUAAGUGAAGCUGCAAGCAAAUUCUAGGCAGGUAACACACACAAGGAUGGCUAUCUGUAGAUUAUUUAUUAUCCAUGCAUAUAUAUUAUUCAUGAACUGGGGAGAAAGGCAGGGGAAGGACUGGAAUAAAUCAAACCUACGGGAAUGGAUUUCAGGAAGCUGCAGGAGCUCCCAACCUUCUUUGUUUCUCACACAAGUUGUGUGUUGGUGCCUAAGCCCUUUAUUUUUCAAAAGAACAAGAACACAAUACUCUUGUUAGGCUUAGGCCAAGACGUUAGAGAUGAAUCAGUGAAGAGCUGGUGGUUGUAAAGUGAGUCCAGACACCUGCAGGAUUGUGCUGCGAUUGAGUUCAAACACAAAUCAGGGCCAAACUAAACAACAUACUGCACUGUGUCACUGCUAAUAAUCUCAGAGUUUUUGGCUUUUUAAGUGUGGGAGCCCUGAUUUUCAUCAGGUCCAGGUACACGGGGAGGGAAGCUUCAACUCUUUCCUCUCCCACCAUGGUUUUGAUUGAAAUUGUCAUAAUUGUCCCCCACAAGUACCAAGAGGAAGUAUCUCUGUCAUUGGCCACCUCAGGAAUCAAAUGCUGGCAGGUAGUGGUCAGGGGUUGGACUUGUAGGGCAGAAAGUAGGAGGACCAACAUUAGGUGGCGCCAGAGCCAAUGAGAGUCAAAGCCAUCCCCUGACUGGUUGUAUAACCAAGAAAGCAGGCAGGUGGAGACUGGCUGAGGGCAGACUAAGGUUGGUGGGGCAGUGCCCCAUUUGCCAGAAUGGACUAACCUCCACCACUAGGGGAUGGGGAGUGGUGACCAGAUGUUGGAGGAGAGAGCCAUAUGUGGUGUGCCAUGUGGCCUCCCCUGCACGCCCUAAGCCUGCUGCCUUCAGCUGUAGUGGAGAACAUUGCCCUGUUCCCAGUGACUAUGAUCAUUAGAAUGUGUUUCAUUCUGUCGAAACAUAGAGAAUACAAAACAAAGCACUGGUUUAAUGAGAAUCUGGCCGUCACUCUCAGAUAUCUCCCCCUUGUUUCAAGAAGUAGCAUAAAGGGUUACUUUUCAAAGCACAAUUAGGUGAGGGUUUUCUUUUCCUUCGUUUAGUUAAACUUCCUUUAAGUACAUUCGUGGUAUUUUGGUUUUGGUAUCAAGCACUAUAUUUCACUUUUCCACGUCCAUUUUACCGAAAUAUAAUGUGCCAAAUUCAACAAUCUAAUUUUUCAUCAGAAACUGUGAAAGCAAACAAUCAGGACAAUCUCCUCUAUUGUGAUGUCAGAUACCACUGA